Molecule: messenger RNA, 2340 nt
Organism: Schistosoma margrebowiei
Lineage: Eukaryota; Metazoa; Platyhelminthes; Trematoda; Strigeidida; Schistosomatidae
Source: the annotation of a GenBank genome assembly
CUUUUGCAAGCGUCAUAUAUGCCAAACUUCAGAGGUUUCUAGAUGUUCAGGUCAUAUUUACUAAUUUUCUAAUGAAAAAAGUGGAAUCUUGUCUUAGAUUUUCACGUUUACGAAAGUGCUUAGAAAAUAAAUUGGGGAUUAUGAUUACAAAAUCAAAGGAUGAUAUCACUACAUAACAGUUAGAAGACAAAAGACAAGUUAUACUAACUGAACAUUAGCUACGAUCCUAUUGUAUAUUGCUCACUACUGAACAUAAACGCUUGAUUAUGUUUGUGAAGUUGACCUCCCUUCAAACCCAAAACUCUUCUAUUCAGUAACUGAUGCUUUUCAUAUAUCUGUUUCACAGACAAGUUGAAAAGUAACUUUUUCUUUAAAAGGUUUUCAUCCUUAUAUGCACUCGUUUUUACGUAUGACUAUCAUUGAAGUAACUGCUUCUACAAAUUUGGUCUUCACCUUGUUAUGCUAAUGAGAUAUAGCAACUUGGACCGGUGAAUAUAUGCGACAAAAAAGCUUCCAGUAUUCUUUUACUUCUGAGUUUAUUGUGUCCUAUUGCUGAUUAAACAACGUAGAAAUAAUUUAGACGGUUUCACUGCUGUCCUUUAUAUAAAAAUUUCUUUCGUCUUUAAAGUUCAAGUUUAAGUGCAUAAAUAUCUCUAUAUUCACACUAAUUAAACAGUAAAUUAAAAUUUAUUAUUUUUGCUUAGUUCUGCAGUUAAAAGUUUCAAUCAAUAAAACUAUUCAUCACGUGUUUGAUGAGACGAUAUGAGAUUUAUAUCAAGUGGCUGAUAAACCCUGCUACCUAAAAGCAUUUACUACUGAAUCUACUGUCUGAUCGGUAAAAUGCUUACGGAUUGUUACUGAACUAAACAGAUAUUUGUUCUAUAGUACUGCACAAUAAAAAUCAAUACUUGUUUGUCUGUCCCACGUCGUUUGUUAUUUUAAAGAUAACUGGUAAUAAUAUCACAUAGUAUCGAUCAUAUGACCUAAGACAUUCUUGAUACUUAUAACGUUCAAAUGUGAUAUGAAACAUUGGAUUUCUCGACAAAGUUUAGGAUUAGAAUUGGUUACUUUUGCAAGAGCUGUAUCAAGAAUUAUUCGAUGUUAUUAACGACACUCAUGUAUUUGGUAAUAUAUCAGAAUCGUGUUUCAAUGAAAGGGGAAUGGGAAUAUCUGGAUAUUAUACUUAAACGUGAUUCAGCCGCAGUAGGUGGAUUUGGUUUUAGUAUUGCCGGAGGAAUUGAUAAUCCUAUUACCGACUUGGAUCAUGGGAUUUAUGUCACGAGAAUAGCUCCCAAUGGAUGCGCGGAUCGAGAUGGUAAACUAAGGGUUGAUGAUCAAAUCCUUAGUGUCAAUGGCAUCAGUCUAGAGCAUGCUACAAAUAUGGAAGCAGUGAAAACACUAAGACAAGCUGGUAAUCAACUACAUUUAGUUGUGAGACGAUUUGUUGGUAAUACUGGGGUAACAACACCGGAUAGAACAGUUGUACAACAUUCUCCAUCCUUUCGAUCACCAGAAGUUAUGUCUGAUUUAGAGGACAGUGGUUCAACUCCAAUAUGGUACGAAGUUCAACUCCGCAAACCACAUUCAAAUUAUGGCCUCGGAUUUAGUAUUGCUGGUGGUCAAGAUGUUGAAAAUGAUAACUUUCCUUCAACUGGAAUAUUUAUUACACGUAUUAGUCCAGGUGGGUUAGCUGAUUUAGAUGGUCGUAUCAUGCCUGGUGAUCAGCUAAUGCAAGUGAAUGAAAUUGACCUAAGUCAUGCUACUCAUGAAGAAGCUGUUCGAAUACUUCGUAAUGCAGGUGAUAUUGUAAAUUUAGUGUUAACACGUCAACAAGUAGAGAGUUUUGAUGAACCUGGUUCCUUAGAGCAUUCAACAAAUGCUGAACCAACACGUAAAUAUCAUAUAAGCAGUAAUCGAAAACUUUCAUAACAAAUGCUUAAUAAAUACAUACAUAUCAUAUUUCUUAAAGUAUUAAUUACACAAUCAUUUCGUUCUACAUCAAGAAAAACUGUUUGUAAAUAAUUACGUACAUGUAUAUCAAACUUUUUAUAUCCUUUUUUUAUGAUAGAGUACUGCUUUUCUAAAUAAAAUUAAUGAAAAUCCUUUAGAUUACACAAGAUUAUUUUCACCUAGGAUAAGUGUUCUUAUUUGUGUGUCAUCGAAGUUGAAUAAUUUGUUGGAACUCCAUUUUUAUCGUGUUUGCUUUCAAUCUAUUCUUUUUAGUGCCAAUAAAAAAAUAUAUUUGUUAUUCGCUUCAUGAUAUAGUUGUUCACUGAAUAAUGGUUAAGAGACAAAGUGUGUAACAGCAUCACUUAGUUUUGUGCAUCCUAGAGUCUGACA